AUGGUUAACGAGCUCGAUUGGUGGACUGCCGUGGAGAAUAGCAAUGUGCCCAUGCUUCUGGGAAUAGUAUCUGUUUACGCCGGCUGCCGCAAUCAUGUUGGUCAGACUGCGUUGCACAUGGCUGUCCAGAUGCAGAGCGUCGCCAUGAUCCAGGUCCUGGCUGCGCACGAACAUUCACUCCUGACUCCCGACGGCCGCACCGCGCUUAUGUUAGCGAUUGAGGGGAAGUACCUCGAGGGUAUCGAUCUCCUUGUGCCGUAUGAAGCUGAGUAUAUAACGCCUCUGGGAACCACUGCGCUGAUGUAUGCUGCACAGGUAGGAUACGUCCCAGCUGUGGAGAGACUCCUUGGGUAUAACCUGGGCCUCGUUGAUAGCUCAAAUCGCACCGCACUUAUCUAUGCUGUGGAGCACAAGAACACGGAAGCAAUGAAGUUGAUCCUGUCCAAGGGAGGAGCAUCGUUCAUGGCGGAUGCUAGGUCUGCGCUGGACAUUGCAAAGAGCACAAACCAAGACCUUGCUGCCAGGAUAUUGACCGAUUAUAUUUCCAAGCAUGAGUAUCUCGGGCAGGAAGUCGAUCAGGGACCACUUGUGCCCAACUCUGGAGACACUACUAAUAGUCUCAAUCGUAUUACCGGUGUUAUGGAAGAUCUUGAUGAAGUGAAGAGCAUUCUUAGCGCAAUUCAGAAAUCUGCCAAUCCUAUCGAUGUAGAGGCAGUGCUAGCAGAGGAGCGACGUCUUUCUAGUACUAGCCCAGAUAAGGGUAGCAUGAACACAACGAGCCCUCUUACAAAUAGUUUUAGAUACAAAGCAGAUAUUGUGUCUCCCGUGCGUGGCACGUCCCAAAAUAACAAUGACAGUUCUUCUCUUUAUCCUGCGCCCAACGGUGGCAACGAUGGCCUAGAUUCCAUAAUGCGUAUCAACCCAAUAGAAACUGAGAUUAACACGCUCAAAGCCAGUUUCCGGUCUAUCGGCAAUACUGGCAAGCCAUAUGUAACAAAGUCAGGCAAGCUCAUUAGCACACCUUCGUCUGAACUAAACUCGGCUGCUAACACUCCUACUGGCCCUGGGAUAACUGACACCAGACGGAUGAGGGGUGCUAGGGAGUCGACGGUAGGGAAACAGUCGGGCAUUACUUCUUCUUUUACUCAGAGCAAGCUUGCUAGCACUACUCGUGGAGUGACGAGCAUCACUGCAUCGAAGCGCGCAUUUUCAAUCGCCCGCCAAAGGCGCCCACUGUGUUUCGGGGAGGAUAAUCUCGGAAAAGCCUCCGUUGUCUCCGGUAUAGAUCUAAACGCUACUAAGAAUCACUCUUCAACGAUGAAACUGGACAAUAAUGACCACACUGCCCUUAUGGAAGCGGCACGCCUCGGAAACGUUUCUCGCGUUAAGGAACUUAUCAAAUCGGAAUCGGGAAGGCAAAAUAAAGAUGGCUAUAGUGCCCUGAUGUAUGCCAGUAUAAUGGACCAGCUAGAAUGUGCACAAAUCCUGAUUCCUUACGAGGUUGGCUUGACUACUGACAACGGUUGGACAUCGCUCAUGCUUGCAGCAGAAAUGGGAAACAUCCGCUUGGUCAACGAGCUUUUGCCUCACGAGGCCUGCUAUCAGGACCACGAUGGGUAUACUGCCCUUAUGAUAGCUGCCGAAGAGGGACAUGGAGACGUGGUAAAGCUCCUCAUUUCAAAGGAGGCGGGUAUGAAUGAUAACCAGGGUGGCUCUGCACUUAUGAGGGCCGCGUCCAACGGGCACUCCAACAUUGUCGCACUAUUGGUGCCCCACGAAGGUGGGAUGCAACGUAAAGACGGAUACACCGCCCUCAUGAGUGCUGCGUACCAUGGACAUCUGGCUUCUGCUGAGCUAUUGGUUCCUGAAGAGGCUGGAAUGACAAUGGGUGACGGCUGGACGGCCUUGAUGUGUGCUGCACAGAAUGGGCACUUAGGUGUUGUCCGAUGUCUAGGUUCUGAGGAAGGAAUGAAGACUAUCUCUGGCUGGUGCGCCGUUAUGAGCGCCGCAAGCAACAACCACCGCAAAGUGGUCGAUCUGUUAGUCAAUGAGGUCCCUAUAAAAGAUAAGUCGGGAAAUGACGCACGCACCUAUGCUAAGCUAAAUGGUCACGACGCACUCUUUGAUUACAUGUCCGGGUAUGAAAGAAGAAGGUAA
Messenger RNA from Giardia duodenalis, 2157 nucleotides. RefSeq names its product Ankyrin repeat protein 1. The record is from RefSeq and is a predicted model, not a curated record. Gene Ontology annotation, molecular function: protein binding. NCBI's taxonomy places the organism in Eukaryota, Fornicata, Diplomonadida, Hexamitidae. The transcript has a single exon. The coding region runs from base 1 to 2157 and encodes 718 amino acids.